CCCCAGAACCCGCUAACUUUUAGGGCAGAGACUGACCAACGGCUUACAUUUGUCCAAGCCGUCCCUUCCUCCGCACGCCUUCUAAAUCCACCCGCACCCGCCGCGUCGCCUCCCUCCCCACUGUCUUCCUGCCCCGACACCGUGACACUUGUACCACACGUCAACCACAUCACACUCGAACGUCUUGUCGACCCAUUCCCAAGGAUCCGGAUGCUGCCGGUCUGACACGCUCUUUCUGUGAUCCCCUUGUGGGCCCCGCACCGCUCCGCGCAGUAGCACAACCAAUCGAUAGCGACGCAAAACCAAGCCACCGUCAACAUGCCCGGAAUACUACCCAUGAAAGUAAUCAAGGUCGGGUCGAGCAGCCAGGCCCGCAUUGCACAAGCAUGCGACCGAUGUCGCUCCAAGAAGAUACGAUGCGACGGCGUUCGCCCCAGCUGCACACAAUGCACCAACGUUGGCUUCGAAUGCAAGACUAGCGACAAGCUCAGCCGCCGAGCGUUUCCCCGAGGUUACACAGAGUCUCUCGAGGAGCGAGUGCGAUUGUUGGAGGGGGAGGUUCGCGAGCUCAAGGAGCUGCUCGACGAGAAGGACGAGAAGAUUGACAUGCUCUCGCGAAUCCAUUCACAUUCUCCACAAGGAUUCUCGCACGCACGACGACCGUCUUUACCAUCAGCAGCCGUCUUGGAAGCUAGGGAGGAAUCGCAAGAGAAAGACGACACUUUCAGAGUGCAACAGCCUCCGCUGCUCGUGGACGACGAGAACUGCGACUCGUACUUCGUCGGCAGCUCAAGUGGACGAACCUUCGUUGAGGCUUUCAAGCAAAAGGCACAGGAGACUGGACGACUCAGCGCCGAUGUCAAGUCAGAUGCCUUCUUUGGCGCAGCGGCCAAGGCCUCUGCAUCCUCGUCAGAACGCGCUGUAUCGUUCAAGGCUCCGCCUCGACUGGUGUCAGAUCAGUUGAUCAACAUCUUUUUCCAGGAGUGGGCGCCCUUGUUUCCGGUCCUUCAUCGUCCAACCUUCCUUGGCUUGUACGAGCAGUAUGUUUCUAGCCCCGAAGAACUGACCGACAAGAAAUCCAUCGCACAACUGAACCUUUGUUUCGGUAUUGCUGCGCUGUCAAGUGACGCACGCGAUGGCGAGGACGUUGCGUCAUUUGAGGCUCAAUGGCAAAGCGCUGUUGAUACUUUCCUGAUGGACAACGAUCUUGCCACAUUACAGUGCCUGGUUCUUGCCCAAAUCCACUGCCUCCUCACAGGUGACUACUCUCGUGUGCUCAAGUACAAGGGAUUGGCUGUUGGUCUAUCCCAACGCCUUGGACUGCACCAGUCUCAGAAGCGCUUCGCACUCGGCGCACUUACUAGCGAGACAAGGAAGAAGGUGUUCUGGUCCUUGUACACUGUCGACUGCUUGUCUGCCGCACACCUUGGCCUUCCCAAACUAAUCAGGGACGAGGAUGUUCACUGCGAGUACCCAGUCGAUGCAGACGAUGAGUAUGUCACAGAGAAAGGUUUCCUGCCGACCCUGCCCGGAGAGUCGACGAAGCUCUCGAGCGCGUUGGCUCUGUUCCGCCUGUCGCGCAUACUUUCCCGAGCUUUGGCCGAGCUAUACCCGACCUCGUCGGCACACGACAUCGCAUUCCGUACUGUGGCGUCCCUGACGGACGAGCUUGAAGAGUGGCAGAAAAACCUAGCUCCUCAUCUCAGGUUAACGUUCGCACAAGAUAAACCCAGCACGAACGUGACGAGUAGCAGGGCACCAAUCCUAUCCCUGGCAUACUACCACAUCCAAUCUUUGAUUUAUCGCCCCACUGUUGUCGCCGAUCUUGGCGACAAGGGCUCGUCUGCGCUGGUUGCCGUUGGCGAUGCUUGCAAACACAUUGUACAGAUCGUGCAGCUGCUCGACGAGCGCAAGCUUAGCUUUUCCUUCUGCCUUAACCGCAACGAGGUGCUUGUUCAGGCUGGAUUCGGUCUGCUUUUCCAGACUCUCAACCUUGCUCGCGAUGGCAAGCUGAUCAAGGAUUGCAAUCGUCUCGUCUGCUCUGUCAUGGACAUGCUCGAUAGCGGCGGAGCCGCUGGCUCUAUGGAGUUCCGUCGUAUCGGAUGCUCCAUGAUCACAGUCCCGCGAGUGGGACCUACACUUUCUCGACACAGUUCGGAAGGUGGCAUGGGUGCGCCAAUGGACACCCUGCGUGCCACCCAGAAGACACUCAAAGCCAUUGCAGCUCGCUUGACAGGUGCUACGAGGUCUGGCCGCCACGAUGUACAUGAGGCUCGACGCGCCACUUUGCCGACCCUCUCGCCCAAUGUUGGUGUGCAUGGCAACCCAUCCUCUACCAGUCUUUCGUCCAUCCGGUCGGAACCACACAUUGCGCGAUCUGAGCCCAACAUGAGUCCACCGAUCCACAACCGCGCUUCCUUCUCGAUGUCUAACAAGCGUCGUCCGAAUUUGACACCGCAGCCUGCUGCGCCCCGUAACAUCGACUUCCUCGCGUUCAGCAAUGAGGCUCUGGCGAAUUACACCCUCGGCCCUACAAGUGUUAAGACUGAAGUAUCAACCUCAGAUUGGGAACGUCUGCUUGGCUCACUGGACGGCGGCCAAACUAAUAUCUACGAUAACAUCUACGGUGGCCCAGCGGCUGAGGCUCUACUCGACGUCGGCCCUCACUCUACGGCUACGACCACCGACAGCAACGCCAGCUGGUCACCCGACACCUGGGACUGGAACAGCUACGGAACAGCAGCACCUCCACAGAGUGUGCUCAGCUUCAGUGACGAGAGUCUGACCAGUGGCGAAGAGUUCAGCAGCAACCCUUGGGAUUCAGGCACACCGAGUAGCGACAGGAUGUACGCUGGCAUCGUGAUACCCGACAUGAGCACACCGACUGGACUGGCAGGACUCGACGGCAACUUCGGAUUAUAAAGCAACGAUACCAUUUGACGACUGUAUUGGAGUUGGGGAACUGGAGUUUCUGGACCGGGAUGUUGGUUCAAGUUUGCUUCAAGUUGAGAUACCACUUUCUUCGCAAGAGCGAGAUAUUAUGCAAUGCUGUACAGGGCUGGUGUUUUUUAAUCUACGUAAUCUUCUUGGAUACACUCGGCAACAAAAUACAUGGGUUU
Molecule: messenger RNA, 3119 nt
Organism: Boeremia exigua
Lineage: Eukaryota; Fungi; Ascomycota; Dothideomycetes; Pleosporales; Didymellaceae
Product: transcriptional activator protein-like protein acu-15
Exons: 6
Coding region: 319-2922 (867 amino acids)
Biological process (GO): DNA-templated transcription; regulation of DNA-templated transcription
Molecular function (GO): DNA-binding transcription factor activity, RNA polymerase II-specific; DNA binding; zinc ion binding
Source: RefSeq, a predicted model, not a curated record